UCAAUAUAAAGGACCACGACUACGAAGCAAACAGAGCAUAUGUGGGAUUCUUAUCUGCCUCGUCACUCUCUCACCCAUGGAGACUAUUCGAUCAGGAUCCGAGAAAAUAACGAACCAAGAUGUCCCAAUUCUUGAAGAACCGCUUUUGGAUCAUGGUAAUAGUAAAGAUAAGGCCAGAGGGGGUGAUGCUGUGACUGCUUAUGAGAAUGCGGGCUUUUUUGAUACUGUGUUUUUUUCAUGGUUGAAUCCUUUACUUGCAUUAGCAGUUGAGAAAUCUACCUUGGAGAUUGAUGAUGUCCCUCAACUAGGCCCCUCUAAUAGUGUUUUUGGGGCGUUUCCUUUGUUUCGAACUAGGCUUCUUGAGUCAUCAUCACAGGAUGAUAAUCAUGAUGAUGUUGGUGGUCGUGGUCAUGGUAAAAGAGUGGCUACUACUGCAGUUGGGCUUGCCAAGGUGUAUUUCAUGUUGGCUUGGAAGGAGAUUAUUUGGACAGCUUUCCUGGCCAUAAUUUACACACUGGUUUGUUAUGUGGCUCCUUAUCUUGUUGAUAGCUUUGUUCAGUGCCUUAAUGGCAGAGAAGCAUUCCCAAAUCAGGGAUAUGUUCUUGCUUUGACGUUUUUUGCUACGACUUUUCUCGAGGUUUUUAUACGGAGACACUGGAUCUUUAGGAUGCAACAAAUUGGAAUUAGGAUUCGAGGCGUGACAACUGUAAUGCUCUAUGAUAAGAGUUUGACACUUCCUUCUUGGUCAUCGCAAUUGCAAGAUGAGCAGGGUAGUGGUGGCAGUGGGGGAGAACUUCUAAAUGCUGUGGCCGUUGAUGUCGAGACAAUCCAAGGUUUUAUUGUGUAUAUCCAUGAUACAUGGUUAAUCUUUGUCCAAAUCGGUUUAGCUUUGCUGAUUUUAUACAUGAAGCUAGGACUUCUUGCCUCUGUUGGUGCUUUCGGUGUAACAUUAUUUUUUAUGAUGGCAAACUUCCUCUUAAUGAAAUUGCAAGAGAAGUUCCAAAAAAACCUAAUGAAAUCCAAGGAUAAUAGAAUGAAGGUGACUAUUGAGACCUUAAGUAAUAUGAGAGUUCUCAGGUUUCAAGGAUGGGAAAUGAGUUUUAUGUCCAAGAUUCUUCAACUCAGAAAAGUAGAGAUACAAUGGUUGAAGAAAUAUCUAUAUGGUAUAGUAUUGAUAGGAUUUUUCACUGGGAUAGGUCCGACUUUAGUGGCUUUGUUCACUUUUGGUUCUUGUAUAUACAUGGGAAUCCCACUAGAAAUGGGACAAAUUUUCUCUGCGCUUGCUACUUUUCGGGUUCUUCAAGAGCCAAUUUUUCUCCUCCCAGAUACGUUAUCCUUGCUAGUCCAAGCGAAGGUUUCCCUUGCAAGAAUCGCCUCUUUUCUUUCCCUCGAUGAGCUUCUAAAUAAUGGUUUGGAGAAGCUGCCAUUUGGUAGUUCUGAUACAGCACUCGAGAUUAUUGAUGGGAGCUUCACUUGGGAUAAUAAUAUUUCAAAUAAUACAGCAGCACUAAACGACAUAAACCUUAAAGUUUCUCAUGGUAUGAAGGUUGGCAUAUGUGGUACAGUUGGUUCUGGUAAGUCGAGCUUACUGUCUUGCAUUCUGGGUGAAAUGCCUAGAAUUUCAGGAGAUGUCAAAUUUUGCGGGACAAAUGCUUAUGUUUCUCAGUCACCGUGGAUACAAAGUGGUACAGUUCAGGACAACAUACUGUUUGGGAAGAAUAUGGACCGACAAAGAUAUGAUCAAGUACUUGAAGCAUGUUCUCUUAAGAAGGACUUGGAGAUCCUUUCAUUUGGUGAUCAAACUGUUAUCGGUGAGAAAGGUAUCAAUUUAAGUGGCGGACAGAAGCAAAGAAUACAACUUGCUCGCGCUGUCUACCAUGAUGUUGAUAUCUAUUUACUUGAUGAUCCUUUUAGUGCUGUGGACGCCCAUACCGGUUCUCAUUUAUUCAAGGAAGUUUUGCUUGGUCUUCUGAGUGGGAAAACUGUUAUUUAUGUUACUCAUCAAGUUGAGUUCUUGAAUGCAGCUGAUCUAAUUGUGGUCAUGAAAAAUGGAAAAAUUGUACAAGUUGGAAAGUAUAACGAAAUUCUCGUUCCCGGCUCCGAUUUUAUACAACUUGUAGGUGCACAAGUUGCAGCUCUGCCAUCUACACUUGAUGACAACAAGGCAGCGCCUAUUUCUUCAGACAAUACGGAGACUAUCAUCAUAAAUGAAAAUGUGAAUGGAAAAGUAGACGACGGUGGCGGCGCUGUUGGAUCUGCACCUCAACAGCUUGUAAAAGAUGAAGAAAGAGAGAGUGGUAGAGUUAGGUUUCCAGUCUACUGGGAAUACAUCAAAACUGCUUAUGGUGGAUCUCUGGUGCUUCUUAUGAUUCUGGCCUCGAUCAUCUUACAAAUACUUCAGAUAGGGAGCAACUAUUGGCUGGCAUGGGCAGCUCCGUCAUCAAAGGAUGUGAAUCCUGUUGUAAGUGGAUCCACACUAAUGAUUGUCUAUGCAUCCCUGGCGUUAGGAAUAUGUUUCUGCACCCUUGCUCAAAACUCCCUUGUUGUAGCCGCAGGCUAUAAAACUGCCAUCGUACUUUUUAAGAAAAUGAUGGAGACUAUUUUCCGUGCUCCUAUGUCAUUUUUUGAUGCUACACCUUCUGGAAGAAUUCUCAACAGAUGUUCAACUGAUCAAAGUGCUAUGGAGACUAGGAUUCCGUCUGUACUUGACGGGCUUAUUUGCGACAUCAUUGCACUUGCGGGAGUUAUUGCUCUGAUGUCUACAGUUGCUUGGGAAGUUUUGGUUUUAGUCAUACCCUUGAUUUUCGCCGCCAUAUGGUAUCAGCAAUAUUAUAUGCCUGCAUCAAGAGAAUUAUCACGACUCAGUCGAGUAUGUGAAGCUCCGGUUAUUCAAUUUUUUAAGGAAACUAUAUCGGGAAUAACAACUAUUAGGAGUUAUGAUCAAGAGUCAAGAUUUCAGCAAACAUAUAUGAAGAUAGUGGAUGCAUAUUCUCGCCCCGAGUUCCAACUUGCUGCUGCAAUGAAAUGGCUAUUGUUGCGAUUGGAAACAUUCUCCUCUAUUACCUUUUCCUUCCUUUUGGUUCUCUCGAUGUACCUGAGAAAUAGCAUAGAUCCUGCAAUUGCAGGGUUAGCUUUAACAUACGGACUCACCUUAAGCAGAACUCUAGCUGGAGUAGUAUGGUGUUUAUGCCAUUUGGAAACUAAAAUGAUAUCAGUUGAGAGGAUUCUUCAAUACACGAGCAUUCCUAGUGAAGGUCCCCUUAUCGUACAAAAACACAGGCCAGAUAGUUCUUGGCCAGUAAGAGGAGAAAUCAGUAUUCAUAAUUUGCAGAUUCGGUAUGCUCCGCAUUUACCCCUUAUAUUACAUGGUGUGACUUGCACUUUCCCGGCAGGGAAGAAAAUUGGAAUUGUUGGAAGAACAGGAAGCGGGAAAUCAACUCUAAUACAAGCACUGUUCCGGCUAGUCGAACCUACAACUGGUUGUAUUUUCAUUGAUGGCAUUGAUAUCUCAUCCAUUGGACUCCAAGAUUUGAGGUCUCGACUCAGUAUUAUUCCUCAGGAUCCAACCAUGUUUCAAGGAACCAUACGAAGCAAUUUAGACCCACUCGAGCAGUACACAGAUGCACAAAUAUGGGAUACAUUAGAAAAGUGUCAGCUGGGAGACGAAGUCAGGAAAAUGGAAAAAAAGUUGGAUUCUAAUGUUCAUGAAAACGGGGAGAACUGGAGUAUGGGUCAGAGACAACUAAUUUGUCUUGGGCGAGUACUACUCAAGAAAAGCAAGGUGUUGAUCCUUGAUGAAGCAACAGCUUCAGUUGACACUAACACUGAUAAUCUUAUUCAACAAACUCUCAAGCAUCAUUUUUCUGAUUGUACCCUUGUCACCAUUGCACAUCGUAUUACUUCUGUCCUUGACAGCGACAUGGUCUUGCUUCUUAGUCAUGUAUCCGCUGAUUCUCUUGCAGGCUUUGUAAUGGAAUAUGAUUCUCCCUCAAGGUUAUUGGAGAGCAAAUCUUCUUCAUUCUCAAAGCUUGUGGCAGAGUAUACAUCAAGAUCCGCUGAUUCAAAUGCACACUGAUAGUUAACUCAGAAAAAAAUGGGAUUCAGUAAACUUUUCUGGUUAAACUAGUAAUGUAUUUAAGCCAAUAUAUUAAGCACAUUGUGUGCUAAUUACCUACACUUCUGUCAAUAAAGUCCAUUUCGUUUCGUGCCAAAGUAUAAAUAUUCUUUAAUUAUGAAUUCAGCUGAAUUUUUGUACAAUUCUUUCUAAUUUGUCAUGUGACAGAAUACAUCGCUAUAUACAAGCAUCUAUAUCUAUACUCAUUGUUUAACUAAGCCGCGCUACAAAAUUUCUUUUCAGUCACAUGACAGGUGCAGUUUCUUUGCUAUUUGUAUAGUGAAUGUAAAGUACACAGCUUUGUGAUUGUGGACUUCUUUAGACUGUUUGUAGUCGAUUGACAUUUAUUCAUAAAAUAAGGCUUUCUUUGGGGAUACUAAACUCAUGCUUCUUUUUGCCUUUAAUCGAUGUUUUUAUAUC
This is a messenger RNA of Daucus carota subsp. sativus, 4534 nucleotides long. RefSeq names its product ABC transporter C family member 3. NCBI's taxonomy places the organism in Eukaryota, Viridiplantae, Streptophyta, Magnoliopsida, Apiales, Apiaceae. The record is from RefSeq and is a predicted model, not a curated record. Bases 77 to 4075 code for a protein of 1332 amino acids. Gene Ontology annotation, cellular component: membrane. Gene Ontology annotation, biological process: transmembrane transport. The transcript has 10 exons. Gene Ontology annotation, molecular function: ABC-type transporter activity; ATP binding; ATP hydrolysis activity.